AUGGCUCAAUCAGGUUAUGGGUACGACCCAUUACAUGGCUACCAUCCACAGGCUCCAUAUGGGCAUCAGCCGUAUCCCCCAUACCCGGCUUCGAUUCACAGUUAUCCAAACGGCGCGGUGCAAAACAUUGUACAAAGCGAACCGGCCUCCAGAGAUCCGUAUAAUCCGCACAAUGUGAUUCCCGGAUUAGGCCUGAAUUUUUCGCAAAAUGCGGCACAGUGGCCAGCUCCCUGGGCAGGCCAGCAACAUUCGUUCGGGCAGGCGCCCCCUGCUACUGGAGGAAAUGGCCCUUCACAACAAAAUGAUAUGAGCGAGGAAGGAGAGGUCAGCGAAGGUGAAGUCGAGGACGCCUAUGAGCCAAGAGACGCUGAGGUUGUCGCCGACGUAUCAAAUCAACACGGAAAUGGGGGCUACUACUCAGCUGAGUACGGCAUUGCGCAUGUCAGAAGAGUCGCUGUUGACCCGUCAGCCGCUUUUUCUGCUGGUCGAGAUCGAUCAGGUUCAUAUUCCCCGUACCUAUCCCCCCAAGAAAUCGACCAUCAAGCGAUGACUGAUUCUCCUCAUGAAUCACAUUCGAACAAUAUUGCCCCUGCAAAACCAUCACAGCUGUCUCCCAAAACAAACGGACCGAACCAUACCGCAGCCAACCCAUCACCUGUCAAGAGCGUUGCUACGGCACGGAAACAGGCUCAGGAUGCCAUCUUGCGGCUUUGGCCAUUAAACGUACGAUAUCAAAAUUACGUUGAUGAGGGAAUCGACGAGUCGUUAUUAGGUGGCCUCUUUGACGAGCUGGGAUUCGAUAUGGCUCUGCCAGAUAACAUCACGACUACCGAUCCUAGCCAGGAAAAAAAGGCAAAGACAGAAACAAAAGAUGAGACUCUAUCCACCGGUAGCAACCAACGACAUCCCGGUGCUGAAGGGAAGCCUGCCAGCGCACCGGUGAAAGACAAGUCAGAGGAGCGCAAGGAUCGCAUUGCGCGACUCCUAGCUGCGAAAAGCUCAAAGCCAAGCACCUCUUCAACCUCGGCUUCAAUUCCUGCCCGUGCACCCGUCAUAGUACCAGCUUCAACGCCCUCUUCGCAUACGCCAGUUGCAAGACCCCAAGGCUCAGCAAAGACACAGUCUGAGAAAUCAAAGCUUUUAUAUCAGAAGAUGGAGGCUCUGCGGAAAGCUCGUGAGCUUGAGGCGCGAGGACAAAAGCGACCUCAUCAAGACGUUCUCUCUCGCCAAACCCACCAAGCAAAGGACAAUGUCACGACCACCGCUUCCUUCGAUACGUCCACCAGUGGCAUUCGAUCUGCCUCGCGGGAACAUACGCCGGGCCAAAGCGAAAGCCCCAAUGGACCGUUUUCCCUCCCCAUUCCUGGACUUUUUCUGUCCUCUACGCCACAGCCCUCGCACUUUGCACAAAUAUCGAAUUUGGAACGCCCAGCUUCUACGAGUGUGGUGGAUUCUAACCCGAGGCCAUUCAAACGUCCUUUCGGCCAGACCAGAAGAUCUCGUCCAUUCCUCAUUGAUGUCAGCGACGAUGAAGAUGAUACUGAAAUGGAUCUUGAUUCUCCUGAGCAGAAGGUGGUGUCGCUAGCUACGAGGCCAAAUCCAAACCUGAAGACUUCUAUUUCUAUGCGCAGCAUCCCAUCAGUUACAGACAACGCAGCUGCAGCACAGCAAUAUUCGAGCCCACUGGCAACACCGCCUGGCAGCGGCAAUGACAAUCAUGCAAGAAAUAACCUGGACAGCAUGACCAAGAAGAUUGAGGACAUGAAAAGAAGAAUCGCAGAGGCUGAGGCUCGUAAGAAGGCAAAGCAGUCGCAACCAGAUUCACCGGCUCUACCAACAUUGAAUGGUGAUUCUCUCAAUAGCAGUUUUGAGACAGCCAUUGCCAACAAGGAUACGAUUUUACCUGUAUCACUAUCUAUUGAACCUGGAGAAAUUUCUCAUUCAACGCCCUCAGUAUCGGGCCCAUCCCCCAGAGUGCCGCAUCAGUUAUUAGAUUCGAGUCCCCUGAGUGUAAACGAACGACGACGUAGUCGAUCGCGGGCGGCAAGCGAGCGUCUUCCCGCCAUCGAAGCUCGCCGUCGAGAGCAACAACUCAAGCUGCAACUGUUGCAGGCUCAAGUUGCAAACAUUCAACGCGAAAUUCAACAAAGCCUAGAAGAAGAAGAGAAAUUAAAGGAGGAUGUUGGCAUUGAGUCAGACAGUGAGCAAACGCAAGAGCGGCAAGAUGAAGCUCAGACUCCUUCUAAACCACCAAGUCCUUCUUCUCCGUUAACAGACAUAAUGGACAUUGCGAGCACAUCUCCUCAAAGCAAUAAUGCUUCUCAACAUGGCCGAGAGGCUUUCGUACAUCAAACCGAGGAAUCACGGGAAGAGCAACAGCCCGGUAUGCCCUUGAUGGCGCAGGCUGAGCAAAGUCUACCGACCGAUUCCCAAGCCGCUAAUGCUAUAACUGCAGUCGCUGAGAACGACAAUCAAGAGGCUAUCCAGAGCGCCCUGUCGACACACGACAGCAACACUACAACAGUAGUAGAUGAAGCGCAAGACGUGGCCAUGUCGGAAAGUGGCGAUUCCGACAAUGCAGACUCUGAAGACGGAUCUGACGACUACGAGCCUCCAGAUGUUGAAGUAUCUAGCUCCUCAAAGAAUCUUUCACGAGCGUCAACCCCAUUUAGUCCCGCACCGGCUGAUCUAGUUUCAAUCCCCGAAACGAGCCCCAGUGGCUUCCAAGAUCCAGAUCAUACGACAGAUGCUAUUGCCACGCAACAGAUAUCGACAGUUGAACAGGAUACGGCUUCUGAAAGUGGAAGAGAAGUAGACGUUGCCCUGCACGCGAACGACCGACCAUUAUAUCUAAUUGCUAAUCAGGUUGACCAAGUAAGUGAGGCACUGGCGGCUCCGGCCUCAGCUCCAGCCUCUGAUACCCUCCAGACCACUUUUGUACCGUAUGAAUCGCCCCUUCGAUACUUUCGCGCAUAUCGCUUCCAUCCAGAGUAUUCCCAAUCCGUCGCUGGCGGUCUUCGCUCUUUAACAUACAGCAAUAAAAUAGACGUGAAGCAGGAGAUGUGCCCUGAUGAGCUGGCAAAUAGCAAUUGUCCGAGGGGCAAAGAGUGCCAGUUUCAACAUUUCGAGAGCAUGCAAGCUCCGGAUGACCAAAUCCUCCUCCAGCUCGGCGCUCACGGCGACUUUGAGGAGCAGAAGAAACACGAGUACAUCAACGGGUUACGUCAUCUCUUGACAGACUUUCGCAACCGCAAAGUCAAGGAUUUCCAAACCAUCAGCCAGGGCAUUAUUGACUACCGAGCCCAAUUCCUCGGAGACAGGAGCAAGAUUCUCCCACUGGGCGGCGUUACGAUUUGA
Molecule: messenger RNA, 3357 nt
Organism: Trichoderma harzianum CBS 226.95
Lineage: Eukaryota; Fungi; Ascomycota; Sordariomycetes; Hypocreales; Hypocreaceae
Exons: 5
Coding region: 1-3357 (1118 amino acids)
Molecular function (GO): metal ion binding
Source: RefSeq, a predicted model, not a curated record